Ostreococcus tauri is the source of this 1179-nucleotide messenger RNA. Its product is annotated as Protein arginine N-methyltransferase. Lineage: Eukaryota; Viridiplantae; Chlorophyta; Mamiellophyceae; Mamiellales; Bathycoccaceae. Gene Ontology annotation, cellular component: nucleus. Gene Ontology annotation, molecular function: protein-arginine N-methyltransferase activity. The transcript has a single exon. The coding region runs from base 1 to 1179 and encodes 392 amino acids. Gene Ontology annotation, biological process: peptidyl-arginine methylation. The record is from RefSeq and is a predicted model, not a curated record.
AUGGCGCCGCCCGAAGCCAUGGACGCGGACGCGGACGUGCGGAGCGCGUCGGCGGUGCUGGCGAAGCCGAAAGACAUUGGUGACGCGGAUUUUGCAAAUUAUUUCUGCACGUACGGGUACCUGUACCAUCAGAAGGAUAUGCUGGAGGAUCAGAAUCGAAUGACGGCGUACAGCGACGCGGUGCGGUUGAAUCCAGAGUCGUUUCGGGAUAAAGUCGUGCUCGAUGUGGGGACGGGGAGCGGAGUGCUGGCGAUGUGGGCGGCGCAGGCUGGGGCGAAGAAGGUGUACGCGGUGGAGGCGACGCACAUGGCGGUGCAGGCGAGGAAAAUCGUCGCGGCGAACGGGCUGAGCGACGUCGUGGAGGUGAUUCAGGGCUCGAUGGAGGAGGUUGUCCUGCCGGAGAAGGUGGACGUCAUCAUCAGCGAGUGGAUGGGGUAUUUUUUACUCCGUGAGUCGAUGUUUGACUCGGUGAUGAAGGCGAGGGAUAAGUGGAUGAAGCCGGGAGGCGCGAUGUUCCCGUCGCGGGCGAAGAUGUACCUGGCGGCUAUAAAGUCAAACAAGAGCGGGAUGAAGUAUCAAGAGUUACAGGAGUCCAUGAACGUGUGGGAUCAGUUCGUCGCGGACACGAACGAGAACUACGGCAUCGACCUCUCGUGCAUGACGGGGGAGUUCGAAGAGGAGCAGCGAGAGCACUAUCUGAACACCGCGGCGUGGAGCGACGUGCACCCGUCGCAGCUCAUGUCCAGGCCGAUCACCGUCGCUGAGUUCGACCUGAACAAGGCGACGAUGGAUGACAUCGAACAACUUCGCAACGUUGAUUUCAAGAUGAAGCUCUUCCCACAGCGCACCGGUGCUCCAGGGGAGUCUCGCGUCGGCGCGUUUUGCGGCUGGUUCGACGUCACGUUCGCUGGCUCCCCUGAGAACCCGUGCGAGAAUCCGGUCGUUCUCACCACGGAGCCCGAUGCGAACGGCGCCACGCACUGGGGACAACAGUCGUUCCACAUGUGGCCCGAGGUUCACGCCUCGGACGGCGAGAUCAUCUCCGGUACGCUCGACAUGGUGCGUCGCCAAGAAAACCAACGCCUGUACAACGUUCGCAUGAACUGGCACCAGGAGGACAAGGACGGCGUCGUCAACGAGCAACUAGGCCGACGCGAUGUCGUGUGGCAGAUCGAGUAA